CUCUCUGACUCCACCACACAGCACAUUUCCUCCUCUCACAGCAGCCGCAGCAAGAGAAGCAAAGAUGAUCCAGAAGUCCUGCCUCGUAAUCCUGAUGCUUGUCCUUUGCACAGCUCUCAUACAAGGAAUGCCAACUACCAGCAGAGGGCGUUGCCUCUGUCGAACAAAAGGAAUGAUGUUGAGCUCUGUCCCUAUUCAACGCGUUGCUGAAGUUGAAUUUCACCGGCCCAGCAGCAGCUGCGAUCAGGAGGAACUGGUAGUCACUUUCAAGAGAAACGCGCGCAAGAGGUGCCUGAACAUUAAUUUGGAGCAAGGCCGUCGUAUAAAGGAGGCAAUUAUGAAGAAGAGGAAAUGAAGAUUGUUAGAGACUGAGAGAGGAGAAGGCAGAGAAAAUAUACCGUAUUUUUUGCAGCAUAACACUCACUUUUUUCCUCCUAGAAAGUAAGGGGAAAUGUCUGUGCGUGUUAUGGAGGGAAUGCCUACGGAUGGCGGGAGGAUCUGCUGCAGUCGUGAGCAGAGGAUCCAUGGUUCCCCUUCCUUCCCUCCUCCGUGGCUCGCUUUGAAACAGCAAAGCGGGAGAAGAGCCGCUGAGUGGGGAGGAAAGAGGGACAGA
Messenger RNA from Podarcis raffonei (Aeolian wall lizard), 613 nucleotides. Its product is annotated as C-X-C motif chemokine 11-like. The record is from RefSeq and is a predicted model, not a curated record. Gene Ontology annotation, cellular component: extracellular region. Lineage: Eukaryota; Metazoa; Chordata; Lepidosauria; Squamata; Lacertidae. Gene Ontology annotation, molecular function: chemokine activity. Bases 65 to 355 code for a protein of 96 amino acids. Gene Ontology annotation, biological process: immune response. The transcript is spliced from 4 exons.